AUGCGGUCCAACCUCUUCAUAGCCAGUCUGGCUACCACCUUUGCCUCCCUGGCAACAGCUCACACAGUCCUCACCACCGUCUUCGUCAACGGCGUCAACCAAGGUGAUGGCACUUGCAUCCGCAUGUCCAAGAACCCCGACCGCGCCACCUUUCCCAUUGAAGGCAUCAACAACGCCAACAUGGCCUGCGGCCUCGAAGGCGCCACCCCCGUGGCCUUCACCUGCCCAGCACCCGCGGGCUCAACCCUCACUUUUGCCUUCCGCGAAUGGGCCGACGAGCCCACCAAGGGCGCCGGCCCCAUCGACCCCUCCCACAUUGGCUCAGUAGCAAUCUACCUCAAGCAAGUCUCCAACAUAGCCACCACAAACCCUGCCGGCGGCGGCUGGUUCAAGAUCUACUCCGACGGCUAUGACUCCUCUCGCAAGCAAUGGUCAGCAAAGAAGCUCAUCGCGGACAAGGGCCUCCUCUCCUUCUCCCUCCCCUCCGGCUUGCCAACAGGUUACUACCUCGCCCGCUCAGAAAUCCUCGCCAUCCACGACAUCUCCGGCUCAGGACCCCAAUUCUUUGUCAACUGCGCCCAGUUGUUUGUGUCGGGGUCCACCACGGGAACGGUGUCCAUUCCCUCGGAUAAAUCAGUCUCCAUCCCCGGCCAUGUCAAGUACUCUGAUCCGGGAGUUACAUACAAUGUUUAUGAAUCCAACCCUGAUACCAAACCUUACAAAGUUGUCGGGCCUGCUAUUUUCCGUCCAUCUGGUCCUGGCCCCAGCACAAACGCUAAGCAAACCGACGGUGUGAUCCCAGCGGGUUGUAUUCUCAAGAACGCGAACUGGUGCGCAAAGGAAGUGCCGGAUUAUAGCAACGAGAAUGAGUGCUGGAAGGCGAGCGAUGACUGCUGGGCGCAGUUGGAUAAAUGUUAUACUUCUGCGCCGCCGAGCGGCUCGAGGGGGUGUAAAGUCUGGCAGGAGAAGAAGUGUGACAAGAUUGUGGAUAGUUGCCGGAGUGGGGAUUGGAAGGGGCCGAGGAAUAAGGGGCAGAAGGUGGGGAGUGAGAGUGAGAGUUCGGCGCCCGUGCCGGGGAGGAUUCCCGGGGUGGGGGUUAGUCCGGGGGUGGAGGAGCCGGGGGUUGUGGUCCCUGAGCCGGAGCCGGUUGAGGGGGGUGAUGGGGGGUAUGAGGGUGGGAAUGGUGAGGGUGAGGGUGAGGGUGAGGAGGAGGAAGAAGAAGAGAAUGACCCUGCUCCUACCACGACGAGAGAAGCGGUGGUUGUGACACCUGUUCCUACUACGCUUGUUACUAGGCCUGCGACUACUACUGAGGCUGCGGCUCCGGUGACGACUGGAGGGGGAAAGAAGGGGUGUAAGAAGAGUAAGAACUAUAGGAGGAGGGCGGGGAGGGACUAG
Podospora anserina S mat+ is the source of this 1398-nucleotide messenger RNA. RefSeq lists its product as uncharacterized. NCBI's taxonomy places the organism in Eukaryota, Fungi, Ascomycota, Sordariomycetes, Sordariales, Podosporaceae. The transcript has 2 exons. Bases 1 to 1398 code for a protein of 465 amino acids. The record is from RefSeq and is a predicted model, not a curated record.